Gigantopelta aegis is the source of this 939-nucleotide messenger RNA. RefSeq names its product alanine aminotransferase 2-like. The transcript has 7 exons. Gene Ontology annotation, biological process: biosynthetic process. The record is from RefSeq and is a predicted model, not a curated record. Gene Ontology annotation, molecular function: pyridoxal phosphate binding; L-alanine:2-oxoglutarate transaminase activity. The coding region runs from base 67 to 939 and encodes 290 amino acids. Lineage: Eukaryota; Metazoa; Mollusca; Gastropoda; Neomphalida; Peltospiridae.
UGAUCGUCUGUAUUUUGAUAUCUCGGCAUUUCCAGUGUCGCACUUAGUCCAAAUUGAAAAAAGAAAAUGUUAAGAACGGUGGAGAGCAGGCUUGGUUCCGCGUCACAAUGUAUUUGUUCAAACAGCGCCGUCAUUCGAGGUUGUCAGAAGGUGUUUCGGCGGUGGCGGCGAUUGAGUGUUGAAAACAUGAACCCGUUUGUGAAGGAAAUGGAGUACGCGGUGCGUGGACCCAUUGUGAUCCGCGCGGCGGAGAUCGAGCACGAACUGGCCAAGGGUGUGAAGAAGCCUUUCCGCGAUGUGAUUCGUGCCAACAUCGGAGACUGUCACGCCACGGGUCAGAAACCCAUUACCUUCCUUCGACAGGUGGCAGCAUUGUGCGCCCACCCGGCCGGGCUGAUGAACGCCGCCGUGAUGCCGGACGAUGCCAAACAACGAGCCAAGAGAAUUCUGGCGAGCUGUGGCGGGCAGAGUGUAGGAGCAUACAGCGACAGUGCGGGUGUUCGGGUGAUUCGAGAAGACAUCGCCAAGUACAUCGCGGAGCGAGAUGCUUUCCCAUGUGACCCAGAUAACAUUUACCUCAGCACUGGAGCCAGUGACAGUAUUAAGAGCGUUUUAAAACUUCUCAUGACGGGGAAGUCCGGGGAUGAUCGUGCUGGGAUCAUGAUUCCAAUACCUCAGUAUCCUCUUUAUACGGCCACAAUUGCAGAGUACAACGCCUAUCCAGUUGGUUACUUCCUGGAUGAAGACGACACAUGGGCCCUGAGUAUCGGCGAACUGAAGCGAGCAAUCACGGCAGCUCAGAAACACUGCGAGCCUCGAGCCAUUGUCGUGAUCAACCCGGGAAACCCCACAGAUCCACAGAAUGCCUGGAUAAAGCCUGUUGAACCUGGGUUAGUCUCGUAUGUUCAGACCCACAGAAUGCUGGAUAAAGCCUGUUAA